AUGGAACCAACCUCAUCUACAAAGAAGAUCGGCACUCCGACAUAUGCAGAGGCCGAGCAUAUAUGGCAGGAAAGCGAGGGCGUUUGGAGAAUUGCGCAAACUGAAGACCAGUUUAAUAAUGCUCAAAACGCUGCCGGCACCUUAACUAUCACCGAUCUUGACACCAAUCGAAAGACCCAGGGAGGCUAUGGAAAAGUCUAUGGCGCCGAAGUCCAGUACAAGAAUUCCCGUCAACUCAAAGGCGUGGUGAAGGAGGUUCGGGGAAGGAUUGGGGUAGACGGUGCGCUUUUGAUGAAAUCGAUUAACAGCGAGUACGUUGCGAAGGCCAAAGGUGUUUUCUGGGCGCCAAUGGGUCAAACGUCUAUCGUCAUGAUGGAUAAGCUCGAUUUUAACCUUGAGGAAGAGCUUACUAUUGUUGCUGAUAAUCCGCGCAAUUAUGAGGGCCAGGCAUUUACAGAUCGGACCAUUGCUCCUAUACAGCAGUCUUUCCGAGCCGUCCGAGAUACUCAUUUUGCAGGGGUGGCCCACCUUGACAUUAAGCCGGAGAAUGUGAUGUCCUGGAACCUUUGCUCCGACCCAGGAAAAGGAAAAUACCGGCUCAUCGAUUUUGACCAUUCGAUUGAUGUGGCGAAGACCUCCACACUGCCUUCCUUUGGGUCAGAUCUCUACAAAGCGCCUGAGAUUGCUAAUGGAGAGCCUUAUCGCCCAUAUGUCGCGGACACCUACUCCUUUGCGUGGAUGCAUUAUGAUACCAUUAACCCCCAAUUGUUGCUUACCCCUGCGGGCAGACUAAGACGCCAGAAUCUUGUAGAUAUGACCUACCGAGAUUCACCUCCUAAUGAUCUUGAAAUGGGUAGAGAGUUGACGGCAGCUUUGACGAUGAUGGGCAUGACCAGCCAGAACAGUCCGAUGGCAUUCAAUGAGGCACGCCUCAUUGCACAAGCUCUCCAACCUGAGGCCAAACGAAUCAAAUUUUCUGAAUACUACCAGAAAUGGUGCGAAGUGAAAAAGACCGACUGUCCAGAUAUAGGUAAUGAAGCAUGGCAAGCGGAAGGAAACAACCAAGGUGCAAAGUGA
Molecule: messenger RNA, 1077 nt
Organism: Penicillium riverlandense
Lineage: Eukaryota; Fungi; Ascomycota; Eurotiomycetes; Eurotiales; Aspergillaceae
Product: HAL protein kinase
Exons: 2
Coding region: 1-1077 (358 amino acids)
Biological process (GO): protein phosphorylation; intracellular signal transduction
Molecular function (GO): protein serine/threonine kinase activity; ATP binding
Source: RefSeq, a predicted model, not a curated record